CUACAAGCCAGCUAGCUAACUUUAACCUAUGUUUAGCUACAAUAUAAUACAGCAUGGCCACAGGAAAAGCACUAAAGAAACUCAAAAAUCACCCUACUCACAAGACAAAGCCAGCACAAGAGCUAGAACAGCUUGCUAUUGAGCUAAUCACACCAGCAAAGAUUCGAGAGAGAUUUGCCCACUUACUUCAAGCUGAAGGAAUUUUGGGAGAACUUUUGGAAGAUGACAACGAUGGAGAACCGCUACACACUCUAGAAUUUGAAGCACAGCACCAGAAAAUCAAGCACGAAACUUCAAAAGCAUGCCACCUCUCAGUCAAGAUAUCACUGCAAAAGCUGCAGAUUACACUACCGUUUGUUCACACAUUUGCAGAAAAACUCAAGUUUGAAUACGGUGCUCUACACACUGCUGUAGUUGUUGGUAAUGUUGUCAUAGAGUGGGGGAGGGAGGAGCUUGUUGAGCCUCGUAUCGAUCCUAACUUUGUGUCAGAGUUCCAAGCGAAUAUAGGAGACCUUGGGGAGUGGCACGAAAUGGGAGGGAGGUUUCAAGCGGAGAUGAGCUUGGCGAACAGGCAAGGAGAUACUGUGAAACAGCUGGGAAUUGUUUUCGAUGCAAUUGACGAGAAAUCGAAACUGAUAGACAAGUUGGUUGGUGUGAUAGUGGAAUACAAUCGUAAUAAAAACUAUGGUGUGCUUAACUGCAACUGUCAAGAUUUUGCACGAGAAGCACUUGCUGCUUUAGGCAUAAAGAAACCAAUUGAAUUUACAGGCAAGCUCCAAGAGCGAUUCGAGCAGCUAAAGAAAGGAAAUAGAAAAGUGCCAACUGAGUUAAAGUCUCACCAAAACCUUGACGCAUACGUGGAAGAACACAAGAACGAAUUGGGCUUACAAGACCUCGAAUAUCUUCAGUGCCUGUAUUUUGCAGAGCAUUUGCCAAAAAUCGAGAAAUCUGGCAAUUAUGAAACCUGGGUGUGUGGAAUGUCCACUUGCAAAAGUGGUGAGCUAGACAAGCUAAUUCGAGAACACAGUCUUGCAAAUAGCCAAACCACACCCCCCAUACACCCACACAAUCAAAGACACCCUACAGGCAAUCAAUUCUUACACAGAGCCGAGCAGAGUGCUGCAAAUAGUCAAGCCACAUCACCCAUACACCCACACAAUCGAAGACUCUCUACAGGGACAAGGAAAACACGAACAAGUGAAGCGAUUAGAGAUUCAACUAUAGCUGCAUCAGCUGCAUCAGCAGCAACAAAUGAAGGCACUAGGAAACAAUGUCCCACCCCUGACUGUGAAUUCUAUGGAGAAGAAGAAACAUUCUUUUACUGUUCGAAAUGCUUUGAAGUCAAAAAUACACCAAAGUGUGAUCACUGCGAGAAUUUCGGGAAUCCUGAAUGCAAUGGGCUGUGUAAUGGUUGUUUUAUGGAAAAAACAAAGUCUGAAUCAUUACGUAAAACAUCUAUCCAAACAUAUGACAGUGCUAUACCACACCCACUGUCAACUGAAGCUCCUCCACCAGACACUAAGAAGUGUUCUGAAUGCAAUUCUUACUUCGCUAAUGAGGAUUAUCAUGGUCUCUGCCAUGGCUGCCUAAUGUUCAAAACUAAAACUGAAACUGAAAUAGCUAUGAGUACCCACACUGUUGUACCAAACCAGCCUAUACAAAGUUCUCCUGUGUAUUCUAAACAGAAUCAAGGUCACCGGUCAAGAACACCUUAUGCACCUUUACAUGAAAAAUGUCAAAAUCCGGGCUGUAAGAAUAUUAAAACGGAAACUGGAUAUUGUGACAUUUGCAACUAUUCCAGUCCACUACCACCGACAAAAAGUACUAGUACCAGCUACAAUACUGAAACAGAAACUAUACUACAAAGCAGGUGCUUUUUAUGCACUGGGGAAAAGGUAACGGACAGGAAUGAAGUGUGCACGUACCACACCUAUCAGACACAGAAGUUGUUAGAGCAAAUGAGCAUUCAUGAUCCACCAUCCCAAGCCAAUACAACAACUGUAGCACCACAAGCACACGCAUACUCAUCAGAAGUAGGAAGGGAAUAUUCACAAACACAGCAAAACAUCUGGAUACCACAAUCAGAAUCUGAUAGAGGAUACACAAACUAUAGAGGUGUACCACAGCCUCGCUCAAACCACUAGUGUAGUUAAAUACUACACACACGGGCCAUACAUACGACACAAUUACAACACAAGAAGCUACAAUGGAGUAUAGACACCUGUGUCACUCCAGGGUGUUUGUUUAAAGGUUACCAAGAAAAACAUUGUUAGAGAACAAUCACUCGGGAGUGAAAGCACCUGACUACUUACCAUUUGUGUGAAUCAUUUU
Messenger RNA from Halichondria panicea, 2331 nucleotides. RefSeq lists its product as uncharacterized. Bases 54 to 2144 code for a protein of 696 amino acids. The transcript has a single exon. Gene Ontology annotation, molecular function: zinc ion binding; DNA binding. The record is from RefSeq and is a predicted model, not a curated record. NCBI's taxonomy places the organism in Eukaryota, Metazoa, Porifera, Demospongiae, Suberitida, Halichondriidae.